Messenger RNA from Paramecium pentaurelia, 398 nucleotides. NCBI's taxonomy places the organism in Eukaryota, Ciliophora, Oligohymenophorea, Peniculida, Parameciidae. The record is from the annotation of a GenBank genome assembly.
AAUGGACUCAAAAAUUAUUCCACUUCAAAAUAUUGAUGAAUUCAAAUCAUCUAUCCUUGUUGAAGAAAGAGUGGCCAUCUUAAUAUUUACAGCAGAAUGGUUGAAUAUCUCUAUUAUCUUUAGGUGUUAACCAAGUUUGAACUUAGUAACAUAAAUGAAAAAAGAAUUGGAUUAAUAAAGAAAAAGAUUAAAUUAAUAAACAGGUGUCAUUAAUAUCUUUGUUGUGGAUCAUGAAAAAGAAGGAUCUUAUCAAAUAGUCAAAUAAUUUGCUCCAACUACAUUGCCUUAUGUAUAUUUAUUUGAGAAAGGGAAAUAUAUUGCUUAAUUUGGAGGUCUAGAUGUUUUUGCAAUGAAUAAAUUAAUUAAGAAAGCUUUGGAAUCAUCUAGAGCAUUAUGAA